Messenger RNA from Sclerotinia sclerotiorum 1980 UF-70, 762 nucleotides. RefSeq lists its product as hypothetical. Gene Ontology annotation, molecular function: DNA binding. The coding region runs from base 1 to 762 and encodes 253 amino acids. Gene Ontology annotation, cellular component: nucleus. The transcript has a single exon. NCBI's taxonomy places the organism in Eukaryota, Fungi, Ascomycota, Leotiomycetes, Helotiales, Sclerotiniaceae. The record is from RefSeq and is a predicted model, not a curated record.
AUGGAAUCGAAUAAUCAAGAAGGUCGAAUACUUUUAGCUAUCGAAGCUAUCAAUAAAGACCAAAAAUUAAGCAUUCGGAAGGUUGCUAAGCUAUAUAAUAUCCCGCGUACAAAGAUUCAGCGCAGAAUGGACGGUACUACCCCUCGUAUCGAAUCUCGAGCAAAUGGUCAUAAUUUGACCAAAUUAGAAGAGGAAGUGCUUAUCCAGUAUAUAAUCGAUAUGGAUGAGAGAGGGUUUGCAUCUAAAUUAAAUGGUGUAGAAGAUAUGGCGAAUUAUAUUCUCGAAUCGCGGGGUGCGAAGAAGAUUGGAAAGCUCUGGGCUUAUCGCUUUGUUAAACGAUGCCCAGAAUUAAAGACGUGUUUUAAUCGCAUUUAUGAUUUUCAAAGAGCUCUCUGCGAAGACCCCAAGCUUAUUGAAGAGUGGUUGCGAUUGGUAUCGAAUAUACAGGCGAAAUAUGGUAUUGUCGAUUCCGAUUUCUACAAUUUCGACGAAACCGGCUUCAUGAUGGGUAUAAUAUGCCCUGGAAUGGCUGUAACUAGUGCUGAACGAAAUGGCAGAAGCAAGGCAAUACAAUCAGGCAAUCGAGAGUGGGCUACGGCAAUUAUAUGUGGCAAUGGAGAGGGUGAAACUAUACCUCCAUUUCUGGUAGUUCAAGGACAAGUUCAUCUUUCCAAUUGGUAUACCGAAACCGAUUUUCCUACGGAUUGGGCUAUUAAACCUACUUCCAAUGGAUGGACGAAUAAUGAGACAGGGUUAGAAUAA